AUGUCUUCUGAAUCCUCCAACAAGUACUACAAAGUCGGGGUCCUCCUGUUUCCCGGUGCAGACAUCCUCGACUUCGCAGGACCAAUCGAAGUUCUAUCCCAUGUCUCGCACAACCGAAACCCAGAGAGCCCCGACAGAAUGUUCGAAAUCAAAACUGUCGCUUGCAGCCCCGCCAUUCGUGCUGCGAAUUCGCUUACAGUUCACCCAGACCUGCUUUUACCAGAUGCGGUCGAUCAGAUUUCAGAAUUUCAUAUCCUGGUAAUCCCAGGUGGUCCCCCGUCAGUUUUGCAGCCAUUAAUUGAAAACAACGCACUAGAGCUGGACUUGAUUCGCAAAUUUACAGCGCUACCUGCAGAUGCAUUAUCAAGUACCCGGAUUUUGCUGUCGGUUUGCACCGGCGCUUUUCUCCUUGGGGCCGCGGGUGUACUCGGUGGAAUGACUGUGACUACCCACCACCAUGCCCUUGACAGACUUCGAGAUAUAUGUGCUCGUUCUAAUGCUCCGGGUGAGCCUACUACGACUGUACUGCACAAGAGAUACCUUGAUGGGGGUCUGUUGAAGGGAGGCGGUGUUCGACUCCUCACGGCGGGAGGGGUAAGCUCAGGUUUAGACGCCACAUGCUACCUUGUUAGUCAAUUGGCAACACCUGACAUGGCGGCAUUUAUCACUCGGGUUAUGGAGUAUGAUUGGCGUGAGAUCAAAGAGUGA
Messenger RNA from Penicillium samsonianum, 708 nucleotides. It is a transcript of the gene xanA, whose product is annotated as isonitrile hydratase-like protein xanA. Bases 1 to 708 code for a protein of 235 amino acids. The record is from RefSeq and is a predicted model, not a curated record. The transcript has a single exon. NCBI's taxonomy places the organism in Eukaryota, Fungi, Ascomycota, Eurotiomycetes, Eurotiales, Aspergillaceae.